AAGUAAUAUUUCCGACUUCCGCACUGGGGGAAGUGGCAGUUUACAGGAAGCACCUGAACGUAACACCGCAUUUCCAGCACUCCGGCGGCUGUGAUCAGAGAAGAUGCAGACUAUAAAGUGCGUGGUGGUGGGUGACGGUGCGGUGGGGAAGACCUGCCUGCUCAUCUCCUACACCACCAACAAGUUUCCCUCUGAAUACGUCCCCACGGUGUUUGAUAACUAUGCAGUGACAGUGAUGAUCGGUGGGGAGCCGUACACUCUGGGACUGUUUGACACUGCAGGUCAGGAGGACUACGACAGACUGCGACCCCUCAGCUACCCUCAGACCGACGUCUUCCUCGUCUGUUUCUCAGUCGUAUCACCCUCCUCCUUUGAGAACGUCAGAGAGAAGUGGGUGCCAGAGAUUUCACACCACUGCCCGCGGACGCCUUUCCUGCUGGUCGGGACUCAAGUGGAUCUGAGAGACGACAGCAACACCCUGGAGAAACUGGCCAAGAACAAGCAGCGAGCCCUGACCUGCGAGAGCGGAGAGAAACUGGCUCGGGAGCUCAAGGCUGUCAAAUAUGUGGAGUGCUCAGCUCUCACACAGAGGGGACUGAAGAACGUUUUUGAUGAGGCCAUCCUGGCAGCUCUGGAGCCUCCAGACAACAAACCCAAGAAGCGCUGUGUCCUGCUAUAGACGCCACACGAGGAGGAGGAAGUGGAGGUGGACGGGGUAGAGAUACACCCAGGCGGGAACAGAGGGAGGGAGUACCGAAGGGAGGGGGAGGGUUUGAAGGUGGAUGUGGUAGACACAUGUUUAAACAGUGCCUUCAGCCGUAGUGACUUAACGUGGGUGUGGUGUUGGAACGGACACAGGCUUUAUUUUCAUCUUAGAUACGUGUCGCUAUAACAUGACUAACACAAUUGAACAACACUCCUAACCAGGCAGCGGGGGGUUCAUCGAUAGGAGGAGGCAGGUUGAGCAAUAGAGAGGACUGAAUCUCAGAGGCCUUAAAGAUACAAACACUGGAUGGAGUCACGGUUACAGCUCAAACUGGGAGCCGCCUUCUCUAAAAUUCUAACAUCUCUCUGAAGCCGUUUACACAAAUUAGAAAAGCUUUGUAUAAAAUGUUUGGUCAGUAAACACGGCUGUAGUUCACACCUGUGUUACAUUUAGUGAAAUUACUUGUAAUGACGAUGACAGUCCUGCGCCGAUCUGGAGGAUAUCAUUCAACCAUAAGCACUUAGAAGAGAAAUAAAAUAAAAUAAACUGGCUAUACACCCAGGCACAGUUUGUAAAUGUAUGGAUAACUAUGACUGGCAGAAUGGCUGCUCCAAUCACACCACAAUUAAAUCACAGUAAUGAAGUCUAAAAUCACAGUUAGGUUAGAAAAAUCAUUCUUUGAAACAUAAAAUACUCAGCAGUAUAAUCGCAGCUUUUCCACCUCAGCUAUUAUCGCAGCUUACAUUUAGAAGAUAAAAUCUAGAUGCUCAGAGGACGAUGCAGCAUCAGUGAUAUUUAUUUUAAUCGGCCACCAGGAGUUAGAAGCAAACUUAUUUCCUCAGGCCAAAAACAAUGCUGGUUUUAAUUUAAAGAGGCAGACACAGAGACAUUCCCCGCAGCCUUGUAGACCAUCAAAGGUUCUGCUAAUCAGUGGUGACUGUAACCUGACUUCAUCCACACCAGCAGGAAGAGACUCCGAUCGCUUAGAGCAAAUCUGGCAAAUUUCAGUAGAGCUUCACUGACUUCUGCUUCGCAGUCUUAAAGACAAAAUACACACAUAUGCACACACGUACAUGCAGUAGUUAAUAAUGCCAACAUGCAUUUGCAGUCGACUAACAACAAAAGUGAGAGAACGUCGCUUUCCAAAAUGUCAGAAACAAGUCUUGCACACCUCUCCUCCAAACAUGAAAAACAUGGAAUGAUCACUAAAGUUAAGAGUCAGCAGGUUUUUAACCUGACAACAGAAAUUAUGAUUGUUUGGCAAACUGUGUAAUUAAAACACAAAGACACACACAUUUGCACAUAACAGUACAUUUUAUGGCUUUGACUUCACUUCAGUUCUUUUCUCUGCCGUCACGCUGUCUUUUUCUGCCCUCUGACGUUUCACUCCUGAACCAAACACUCAACUGAUCUGUCAGUCGUGAUUCAUUAAGAUUUUUUUUCCCCUUAAAGAUCAGAACUAGAACCAUCUAAUGAAGAGUAUUCAUUGAACGUGUUACAUAAAGAAUUUUAACGUUUAUAAAUCAAUACUAAGUUCAUUUUAAGACAACAAGCCUCUCUGCUGUGUUUUCAGUUGUGAGGGAACUCUGCUGUAUCACAGUAGGAGUUUUCAGACCCAAGGAACUUUUUCAUAGCUUUGAGAACAGUUGGAGGGCUCUCCCCUUUUUUUUAUUGUGUCUGCAUUGCAAGAACUGAGAAGGCUCGUACUUCUUUGAAUGCUGUUUUAAGGGACAUUUUUAGCUCCUGCUUCAGAGUAGGUACUCUCCCAGCAGAGGAACUCUGAGUGACAUAAAGCGUCCGGUGAAAACCCUUAGCCGUAAUCAACAGCUCACAGCAACUCAGACAAAUGGACCGGCAGUGAAAUCCAGGCUUUGAGUGUAUAUACAAUGUGAUUUUUAUUACCAACCACCGGCCGGCUUAUGUCACUUCAGCAUUUUUUUUUUGCAAGUGUGAAUGCAAACAGAAUAAGGUUUGUGGUUCUCUGAGGGAGGGAGCCCCCCCCCCGAGCACUUCCUCUCUGGGAGCUCCCCAGGACUGUUUGGUCCAAAAACACCUACUCACACAUCACCUGGUAAAAGUAGUCAUUCUUAAAGUGGUGCCUUCAUUUUCCUGCAGCAUCAGUCUUCACCUUGUUUAUUCAGGUUUUUUUUGUGUGCAUUGAAACUUCCUGCUGCCACAGCACUUGACUGUAAAUGCCUUAAAAUAUUUCCUUUCCUUCUGGAGAGCGCCGCUGCCUUAUUUCUUAAAACCAGUCAAACUCUAAAACGUCAGUCCACACAGCAAAAGCUUUGGGGCGAGGGCUUAAAUCAAACUACUUCUUUGUCUUUUAAUCCUUAUUUUUUCACUUUCUGGCUGGGCCAAGGUGUCAGGAGAGUUUAUAGUUUGAAAAAAAUCUACCGUCAUAGGUAACGCUGUUGUAGUAGAUGUGGCUAAGGAGCAAACAUUUCACACACACAUACACGACCUCCUCAUGUAUUGUCCACUCCUGCUUCUCUCUCCUCCUGGCCUGACUGGAACCUCAAGUGCUCCUUGGUGUGUUAGCACCUCCUGGAGGCCUUAAAGGGGAAUACCACUCAGUUUAAAGCUUGGUCUGUGUUCUCUCUGGCCAGCAGCAGAUUAUCAGUGUUUUGUUGACAUGAACAAACCUCAGAUGAGUUAAACCAUCAGACAAAUUCACUCUCAUUAAAUCCUCCGGAGCUGUUUCCAAGUCAUGUUUAAAUUCACUCUCUAGAGAAAUGAGACUGUAAAAGAAAAUUUCCACUCCUCGUUUCUGCAGCUGUUAAGUCAACUGACUUGUCAGUUUACAGUGGGAUAACUGACGAUACAUAAUAGAUCUUAGCUGUUUUUAUAGAGAAUCUUUCAUGUCUUCAAACACUGAUUGUCCUGUGCCAAGGUGGUAACACUUCAAAUCCUUAAACUGAGAGUAUUUCCUAUUAAAAUGAACUAAAAUUCCACUUUGCUUAUAUAUAUUUUUCCAUUGUUUUGGAGAUGACAGUUUAUUCAGAUAAUGUAUGAAUGAUUACAAGUAUUUUUUUUCUUUGCUCCUUAUUGUUUCUUGGGGAACAUCAUUUUAGCUUUUUUUUUUUUUUGGACACUUGAGUUUUUAUUUUUCUUUUCUUCUUAGAUAUUUGUUCUAUUACUUGACGGUUGAGUGCCAACAGCUUGAGUGUGAGUAUCACCGGCCUGGUUUGCCAAACUAAACGAUCCUGAUAAUAAGCUUCUAAUGGCAGAAAAAACAAAGAAAAACAACAUAAUAACAGCUGAAGCAAUAAUUACAGAUGUGGAGGAAUCUGCUCUGUAUUGAAAGAUGAAUGUUGGAACUAGUGGGUGUUUGGAAAUAAUAAAAAUAGUACUUGAAUGUUGUUUCACUUUGACUUGAUUCUAUUUUUCUUAAAGUAGAUUUUAGCCACUUUUCUUCCUCUUCUGCUCCACUUUUUCUUUUUUUUUAAAUCAUCCACAGGAGGCAACUCUCGCCUGAUUACGUGUUGAUUUUGUCUGAUGUUUUUCUUUCAUUCUUUAUUUUAAAUAAAACUGCCUUUUCAUGAACAAA
Lates calcarifer (barramundi perch) is the source of this 4256-nucleotide messenger RNA. Its product is annotated as cell division control protein 42 homolog. Gene Ontology annotation, molecular function: GTPase activity; GTP binding. Gene Ontology annotation, cellular component: dendritic spine. Bases 104 to 679 code for a protein of 191 amino acids. Lineage: Eukaryota; Metazoa; Chordata; Actinopteri; Centropomidae. The record is from RefSeq and is a predicted model, not a curated record. Gene Ontology annotation, biological process: modification of synaptic structure; small GTPase-mediated signal transduction. The transcript is spliced from 6 exons.